Angiostrongylus costaricensis is the source of this 375-nucleotide messenger RNA. NCBI's taxonomy places the organism in Eukaryota, Metazoa, Nematoda, Chromadorea, Rhabditida, Metastrongylidae. The record is from the annotation of a GenBank genome assembly.
AUGACGCCGGACGCCUUCCCAGCUUGGGAGACCCGGCCGGAGGAACGAAUCACUCCGUUGUACAUCGCAGCCCGACACCCAGGAACACCUCCCAACCACGACGAGGCGGAGUCAGUAGGGAUUCAUUCAUGGAACACUGAACGGUCGGAUUUCGUGGGUCGAUCAGCUACCGAACAAUGGCGUGACGACAUCACAAAGCCACUUCGAGACUUGGCUAACGGCACAUUGAACCACUUCUACCUGCCAAAGGAGAACAGUUCUAACUUCGACGAGCCGUCGUUGUUCGAGGCGUCGAGUAUGAACGGUAUGCAUCGCACGCGAUCGUAUUCGCCACGAAAGGAGCGCCGAAAUCACGACGAUAAGACGUCAAGGUAG